UUAUUUUGUACGAAAUUCAUUUGAGAUUUUUAACCAAAGAUGGUACACACAAUGUCUUGAAAAGUAAACAAACCGCGUUAUCGGGAAGUUUCUUUUGGUGAGGCAACAGCCCGAGAUUUUGUGAAGUGAUGUGGUUAAACCGCUACCUUUGUGAAGUUUUUGUACCAUAACGAGUGUUUGACUUAUUGUGCUAACAGUUUCUUUUCUCACGCUCGUAUUCCAUGUUGUAGAUGGUCGUCGCACGACCUGAUAAUGUCAGAGUACGAUCUUCAGUUCCAAGCGGACUUAGAGAAGGCGCAGGCUCUGAGUUUAGAAAGCCUAGCGCUCGAGCAAUUUCGAAGAAAGAAACAACUGAGCGGAGGUGAAAACUAUAAUGUCACAGCGAGCGCCAGUGCCCGCCGGCGCGAGGAGACGGAAGGACCUCCGCCCGCUCUCCCGCCGCCCCCGCGCCGCCCGUCACGAGGGCGAACGAGCACGGAUACUUCCAAAUCUACAAGCACAAGUCCUACUAGGAACGAAAGCAGUGACCUCAUAUCAUUUGCGAGUCCGACGAGUAAGACGGCCCCCAAGGACCCGCACGCAUCUCUCAAGGAGUACAUCGAACAGUUUAACAACGUAACGCAGCUGACACAAGAACUUGCACUAACAACAACAAAUCAGCCAGCAGCCAUGAACAACCAUUACUACAACCAGCGCCCAGGCUUCCCCCCAUACACUUACAACCAACCCCCAUAUAACCAAUACCCACCCUUCCAGUCACCCCCAUACCCGACCACCCCCUACGGCAUGCCUACACCCAUGACCCCACCUUACCCUUACUACCCUCCUGAUACCCCUUACACCGCUCCAAGGUUCCCGAAUGUACCCUAUAGUCAAACUAGAUUAUCGUCACCAGCACCUUACGUCGGUUACCCCCCUUCCCCUCAUACGCCUAUAUACAACUAUAAUACAACUAAUAUGAUUUCCCGACCUACGCGGCCGACACCGAGCAUAUACCCGCAGUUGAACCAAGUGCAUAGUUACCCGCCCAUGCAAGCUGGUACUGUUAAUACUGCUGGUACUAGUAAUAGUACUGAAGUGAAGGAAACGGUGGAUAGCAGUAAAGUGAGGAAAACGUCGGAAGUCAGCACUGGGUCGAACGAAUCCGCGGACACCGUCGGCAGCCUCCCGCCCCCGCAGUCCAACCUGAUCGACUUCGGCCGCGGCCAAGGUCAAGGUCAAGGUCAAGGUCAAGGUAGCGUGAGAGUCAGUGUGUUAGAAGCCUUCGAUCCGCUACUAACUGAACCCAGUAGCCCGGAAUAUGCAGUCGCUAGCGAAGGCUCUGGCAGCGUAUAUGAAGAGUACGACCCUUUAGACUUUCUAUACGGCGAGACAGAGAUGCGAGAGACGCCUGUAUACGGAAAGAUCGAUAGAAGGAAAGAGAGCGCGAUAUUGCCAUCGCCUCCGCCUAAAAACAUACCUAGCGUGCCGGCUGUCGUUAAAAGGACUACUACUAACAAACUGUACGACUGCAUAGUGAAAUGUAGGACGAGAAACAGUGAUAGCGAGCACAAUGCGUUUUUAAAGAUGGUGUUAGAUGUAAGAAAAAGAUUCGUCUAUUCUGACCACGUGACCAACCCCGGGCACGUGGUGGCGGCCCGCUCGGGGGGGAAAUACCCCCCCAAUACUAGUAUCAAGAUUCUAGUCCAGCACAACCAUUCAGAGGAACCUAUCACCUUCACAUCGGAUGUGGAGUCGACCGUAGAACAUGUGAUAUUGACCGUAGUUUGUUCGCUCGACGAUGUUACAAGAGAUGAUAUGUCUGGAUAUAUGUUAAGAGUAUGUGGUGCCAAAGAAUACCUAACGCCAGGCAGCUCGCUGAGCGAGUACGACUAUAUACGCGAGUGCGUUAGGCUAGAAAAGGACGUAAGAUUAUGCCUACAUGAAGGCAAGGAUCGAGCGUUGGCUAGGACGGAAAGAGAUGACGCUAGAGAUGCUCAUCUGUCUUUAGAUGAUUUGAUUCCUGUCCAAGGAGCGGCGCCGUUACUGUCUUUUGACAAUUUGUCCAUUUUGCUCGAAACGCUGGAAGGCGAAUUAUCUCGCGCAGUAGGCGUAGUGGGAGCUGAAGGCACCUGCUCACCCAAAGCAGUCUUCCAAGCCGUCAAGGCUAUCUGCGCCUUAGCGGAAGGAGUGGAGACUCUACAUGUGACUCACACACUUAAUGCUUUCGCGCAAGCAGCUACGGGUGCAUCGGGCACAAACUUCACAACCCCAGAAAUCCAAGCGGACACAGGUCAAUACUGCUCGGUGUCCAUCCGCUCCGCGACCGCGCGCGAGACCGUCCAGCAGCAGUGCCACCGCGUGCGCGACGCGGUGCGCGCGCUGCUCGCGCUCUACACCAGGACCAGGUUGCUGGACUUCCAACUGGCUGAUACGCAUUUGACCCCGCAGGGCGCAUCCGACAAAGCGACGCCAGCCUACAAGAUGACAGAAACAACACUAUUCUGCAUAGAGGCAGUCCACCGUCUGCCGCCAAGCUGGAACCACGAAGACUACGUUUUCCACGCCCAGGUGCACUACGGCACGAGACCGUUGAAGACGCUCCGGCUUACGCAAACUUCUAAAAUUGAUAGCGCUGGGUUCUAUCAGAGGAUCAUAUUUGAUACUUGGUUGAACCUAGAAGACGUCCUAAUAAGCCAACUCCCCCGCGAGGCACGCCUCGUUCUAUCACUGUACGGGCGCACUCGUCGCCCGGACGACGCGCACAACGAGAACGACAACGACCAGAACAACGACAGCGGAGACGUGCUCUACGACCAAGUGGAGCUGGGCUGGGCUAGUAUACAGCUGUUCGACUUUGAUGGCAUGCUGGCGACGGGCGCGUACGUGCUGCCGCUGUGGCCGGCGUGCUGCGAGCGGCGGCUCGGCCCCGCGCCGCAUCCCAUGGACGCGCCGCCCGAACCCUACCCCGUUGUCAAUAUUGAAAUCCCAACGUACGUCCACCACGGCGUGCGCUGGACGGCCGGCGAGAUAGAAAAAUCCAUAUCUGAACCGUUGCCGGCGUUCGACUCGCUCGACGGCCAUACACAAUCUCAGUUUCUACAUCUUAUUGAGCAGGGCGCGUAUCAGAGGAUGCCUACCGACUGUAGGGAGGUGAUGUGGGAAAAACGGCAAUAUCUCGUGGAACUCCCGGGCGCUCUACCGCUCGUAUUGCUGGCCGCCACGAACUGGUACGGCGAGCAGCGCGCGCAGCUCGUCAACCUGCUGCGGCGGUGGGAGAAACCCUCCCCGCUCAACGCCAUGCACCUGCUGCUGCCCUGUUUCCCCGACUCGGAAGUGCGAGAAACGGCGACAAGUCUCCUCAACGCGAUGUCAGACGAUGACCUCUGCCGCGUCCUCCCACAGUUGACACAAGCACUACGACAUGAGACCUACUUGACUAGUCCUCUAGCAGAACUAUUGUUGUCGAGAGCUUUAGCGGCACCAGCGGUAGCUCACAGAUUAUUCUGGCUCCUUGUCCAUUCACUACCAAAUGUUCCACAGGCACCAAGUCAAGAGUUCCUAGGUAUCACUCUAGAAGACAACACGACCGAGCCUCAGGAAGCCGUCGAAUGCGUGACUGCAACAUGGAGAUAUAGACUUAUGUUAAGGGCUCUGCUAGCGGUGUGUGGUGAACAACUUACACGAACUCUAGUCAGGCAACAGUUGUUAGUGAAGACGUUAUCCGAAGUGGCGUUAUCAGUGAAAGCCGCCAAAGAUGGCGGGCGCGCUCGUGCCCUCAGCGCCGGCGGCGAGAAGCUUGCCGCUCUACUGCGCGCAGAGCCCGCCGCUCUACCGCUCGCUCUGCACCAAUACGUCCACGACGUCGACGUCAAGUCGUGUAUGUACUUCAAUUCGAAUACUCUACCUCUCAAAAUUAACUUUAUCGGAUGUGACAACGCUGUCGUACCUGCCAUGUUUAAGAUCGGCGAUGACUUGCGCCAGGAUGCUCUAGUGCUUCAAGUAAUGAAAGUAAUGGAUAGCCUGUGGCUCAAAGCCAAUUUGGACCUCCGGAUGGUCACCUUCCAAACACUGCCCACAAGCGAUAGGAGAGGCAUGAUAGAAAUAGUAGCAGAGGCGGAAACUCUUCGAGCCAUCCAGACAGAGUUUGGCCUCACGGGCUCGUUCAAAGACAAACCCAUCGCCGAGUGGCUCGCCAAGCACAACCCCUCGGAGCUCGAGUACCAGCGGGCCAGAGACAAUUUCACCGCUUCGUGCGCCGGCUACAGCGUAGCGACAUAUCUCCUCGGAAUAUGCGAUCGGCAUAACGAUAACAUUAUGUUGAAGACAUCGGGCCAUCUGUUUCAUAUAGAUUUUGGCAAGUUCUUGGGCGAUGCGCAGAUGUUUGGCAACUUUAAGAGGGAUCGCGCACCGUUCGUCCUAACAAACGACAUGGUCUACGUCAUCAACGGGGGCGACCGACCCACGCAGAGGUUCCAGCAUUUCGUCGAACUGUGCUGUAUGGCGUUCAACGUUAUUCGACAGCAUCACGACCAUAUAUUAGAUCUGUUUGCUUUGAUGGCGGCAUCUGGCGUCCCCGGGGUAACGUCCACCGCCGUGAGCUACGUGCGCGCGGCGCUCAUGCCCGACGCCAGCAACGCCGAGGCCGCCGCCGCCUUCGCCCGGCUCAUACACUCCUCGCUCAAGAGCAGGUUCACGCCGAUAAACUUCUUCCUGCACAACCUGGCGCAGUUUCGUGCGAGCGGCGACACCAGCAACAGCUCCUCAGAACUAUUGUCCUUCAUGCCCAGGACUUACACGAUGGCGCAAGAAGGCCGGCUAGUCAGCGUCGAAUGUCUCGGCUUCGAGAAACGCUACGACCCUGAAAAGCACUACGUGUACGCUCUACGGAUCUACAGACAGGGCCAAGCCACGCCGUCCGUACUAUACCGGUCGUAUAAGCACUUCACCGAGCUCUAUCAGAAGAUUUGUCUGCACUUCCCGCUGGCUAAAGUUCACAGCUUGCCUUCGGGUCUCCACGUAGGCCGCUCAAACAUACGCCAAGUAGCCGAGCGGCGAUUCGGCGACGUCCAAGCGUUCCUAACCUCGCUCUUCAGUCUCGCGGACGAGAUCGCACACUCUGACCUGGUCUAUACCUUCUUCCAUCCACUCUUGAGGGACCAGCAAGAUGUUGAACCGCAGAGGAUGAAGCAUAAAGGUGAAUCCGUGGAAGCUGAAAACACAGGGUCCGGUUCCCUAAAGAUGUCCGUCCAGUACGCGGGCGGCGUCCUGUCCGUGCUCAUACUGCACGCGCAGUCGCUCGCCGCCACGGCGCAGGGCAUCCCGCCCAACCCUUAUGUCAAGGUGUACCUAAUACCGGACCCAACCAAAGAAACGAAACGGAAAACGCGCGUCCUCAAACGCAAUUCCCACCCCUCCUUCAUGGAAAUGCUUGAGUACCGCCUGCCCAUAGAUGUAGUGCAGGACCGCUGUCUACAAGCCACACUAUGGCACUACGACUCAUUACAGGAGAACACGUUCCUCGGCGGAGUGACGAUCCCCCUCAACACCCUCCCCCUCCGACAGGAGACCGUGGCGUGGUACCCGCUGGAGUACAUCCCGCGGUAGCCGCUGUGGACCGGUAGAUAGGACAAUUUACUCAUUUUACUUUGCCCUGUGUAAACACUGCGCCUACGGGCACAACGGCGCGUCGUGUAUAAACAUAACGGUCAGCGGUUUUUAAGGACAAUUUUAUUGUACUGCACCGUGGAAAAAUACACAAUUUUUUUACUGCAGACCGUAAAAACGGGACAUUUUUGCUGUGCCCAUAUAAAGUAUCUGUGGCCUAUAUGUAAAUGCACUGAGCCGUAUAGGCAUCGCUACGCGUCGUGCAUAAACAUGAACAGUCAGGGGUUUUUAAGGACAAUUGGGGCAUUUUCUAUGAAAAGGGACGUAAUUGUCGAUGGCGCUUACUCCGCACAGCGUUGCGCGGCAUUGUCUUUAUAACGGAGCAUCGCUAAUAAUAGCGUAAGCGCCAUCGACAAUAGGGUCGCUUUUUAUAGAAAAUACCACAAUUUUACUAUAUAAAAUCAUCAAAAUCAUGCAUCACUACACCUUAUAAAACAAAGUCCCCCGCCACGUCUGUAUGUAUGUAUGUUCGAGAUAAACUUAAAAACUUCUCAACGGAUUUUAAUGCGGUUUUCACCUAUCAAUAGAGUGAUUCUUGAGGAAGGUUUAAGUGUAUAAUUUAAGGUUCCGUGCGAGGCCGGGGCGGGUCACUAGUUGUAAAUAAAACGACAUUAUCUUGCUACGAGCCGAAACACAAUAACGAAUCGUUUACGAUUUUAGGACAUAUCACUUUGUAUACUUUUGUACAUUUAUAUAAUUGUAGGUUAUUAAUCAAAUUAUUAUUUUUAUUCAUCAACUUCAUUAAAAGCCAAGGCUUUCUUAAAUGCAUAUAAAAGGUGUACACCUUUUGUAUGCAGUAAUUGGGAGUAAUUCCGAGAAUGGACUCUGAUAUGUAUAAGUUUGUUCAUGAAAUAAACCGAUAUCUCAUAGUGAUUAGGAAUUACACAAAUACACCUUACGCAGGAAAUCGGGGUCCCUUUUUUCUAGGUAUAUGACAUCCAAUUAAAUUUAAAUUAUGUACAUUUGUGUCUCCAUGAGAGAAGGGUCCUUAUGCACAUGGAGCAUACGGACCCUUCUCUGCAGGAAAGCCACAUUUAUAAGAAAUCAGCCGCUCAGUUCAUUUUUGUUUACAUUCCACCCAUUUAUUCCAAUUUAAACGUACUUUUAAUGUGUUGGGUUUUUAAUAUCCAAUAAAAAUCGAUUUUAUUGACUUAUUGGUAGUUUUGUUAACGUUAUUAACGUUAUUGCUUUUGCUAAACUGGCCAAUAACUACUGUAAACGAUGAAUUGUACAUCCAUACUAAAAUUAUAAAUGCGAAAGUGUCUGUCUGUUACCUAUUUACCUCUUCACGCUUAAACCUCUGAACCGAUUUAGUUGAAAUUUGGUAUAGAGAUAGUUUGAGUCCCGGGGAAGGACAUAAGGUAGUUUUUAUCCCAGAAAUCAUCCUAUAAGGGUGUGAAAAGGGGGGUGGAAGUUUGUAUGGGAAAUCGAUAAAAAGCAGAUUGGAUAAAAAAUAAGCUACUCAAAUUACUAACUCUACGCAGACGAAGUCGCGGGCAAAAGCUAGUCAUUUGCAUAAUCAUGAAACAUGGCCAAUGUAUUGUAAGCGGCAAAUCGUGAAAAGAAUCCAAUUAAUUUGUGAUUUUACUGUUGUAUUGAUAUGAUGAAAUUUAUACCUUUUGUAUUGUUUUGUAUUAUUAUUCACAACGGCGGGACUUAAUCGCGUAAAAUAAGUUUCUCCGAGACCACGGGGACGACGCCGUCCUCGAAACGUCGGAGGUAAAUUUAAAACUUAUUUUACGCGAUUAAGUCCCGCCGUUGUGAAUCAUAAUCAGUAAAAACCGGACAAGUGCGAGUCGGACUCGCCAACCGAGGGUUCCGUACUUUUUAGUAUUUGUUGUUAUAACAGAAAUACAUCAUCUGUGAAAAUUUCAACUGUCUAGCUAUCACGGUUCAUGAGAUAUAACCUGAUGACUGACAGACGGACAGCGGAGUCUUAGUAAUAGGGUCCAGUUUUUACCCUUUGGGUACGGAACCCUAAAAAUCGUUAAAGUUUAAAUCAGUUGUUUUGUAUUGUUGGCCGUAUUCCGGUCCAUAUAAGUCUAGUGAAACUCACCGUGAAUCAUUCAAAACAGUUAUGAUGAAAUUUUUAUUGAGAUCUGAAGGUUGCGGGCGAAUAUGUUGUCAUAUUAAAUAACGGGUCACUCACGUAUUUUAAGUCGAAAAACGGUCGACAUGUUUCACUGCGUACCGAGGAGUGUCAUCAGGAGCUUGCGUUGACGGUGACGGACCGGACCUGCGCCAGCGGAGUCGAGCGUUUUUCAACUUAAAAUACGUGAGUGACCCGUUAUUUAUAUAGUUAAUAUGUCUGUGUGUCACGGAAGUUUUGUUAUUAAAAUAUGUUGUCACUUAACAAGUUUAAAGGUCAGAGCAUACCGAGUGCGUGUUCGUUGACAAUGACAUGCACGUGCGUGUUGGCGGCGCCGUGCACGCACGCAAGCGGUGUGCCGUCUCUCAUAAGGAUCUGUUUAUUACAACGCGCUCGUGCACGUCUAUUACGCACACGCAUCAGGUGUGCACAGGUCUUUACGGUUCUGUUAUAAACGUAUUAGGUAACAAUUUGUUUUUGACACGCGGUGAAUCAAUUGUUUUAUCAUGCACUGUAUUUUUAGUUAAUAUUUUAGCACAAAAUGAGAUGUGUCAUUCUCAAGCGAAAGGCAACAUAAAGGCGCCGUUUCAAAGCAUUCUUAUUUCUUUCGAAAAAAGUGGUUCCUUUUGCCGGAGAGUGUCACAAAUAAUGUAAAGUGAUAAUCACAUUUGUACAAUAUUAUAAUAAUUAAACGAUUUAAGAUAUAUUUUGGUGUGGAAGUCUGCAUCUUAAUAUUAUUAUGAAUUAUGACUGUGUUUAUUUUUAUUUCAGUUAAAGUAAGAUAGGAAUUAUUUUUAGAUGUACUAUUUAUUGGACUACAGCUAUUUCAAAUGCUUUUGCAUAAUAUGGAUAUUAAUUAUGUAUUUUCGGAGUAAUCGAUAAUUUUUUGGCGUUUUGUGAUGUAUUUGUAUUUACUUCAGUGUUGUAGGGUUUUACGUUAUCUUGCGUAAAGUAAAAUAAAAAUGUGAGGAGAUCGAUGAUCGCCUAUCAUGAUCUGUCUAAAAACAUUUUAUGUUAUGAUCAAACUGAAUUGUUUUUCAUUAAAAAUAUUUCUGUUUCAUGAGUCUUUUUUUAAAUGUUUUUUUUUUUCGAAAAGAACACACCAACUUUAUGCCUACGCAAAAAUUAAAUUCAAUAGUCAAAAUUAUUGUGUAUAACACUGUAAAAUCAAUAAACCGUAUUUGUU
Molecule: messenger RNA, 8921 nt
Organism: Cydia strobilella
Lineage: Eukaryota; Metazoa; Arthropoda; Insecta; Lepidoptera; Tortricidae
Gene: Pi3K68D
Product: phosphatidylinositol 4-phosphate 3-kinase C2 domain-containing subunit alpha
Exons: 33
Coding region: 253-5586 (1777 amino acids)
Biological process (GO): phosphatidylinositol 3-kinase/protein kinase B signal transduction; cell migration; phosphatidylinositol-3-phosphate biosynthetic process
Cellular component (GO): phosphatidylinositol 3-kinase complex; plasma membrane; cytoplasm
Molecular function (GO): 1-phosphatidylinositol-3-kinase activity; 1-phosphatidylinositol-4-phosphate 3-kinase activity; phosphatidylinositol binding
Source: RefSeq, a predicted model, not a curated record